Messenger RNA from Nezara viridula (southern green stink bug), 369 nucleotides. NCBI's taxonomy places the organism in Eukaryota, Metazoa, Arthropoda, Insecta, Hemiptera, Pentatomidae. The record is from the annotation of a GenBank genome assembly.
AUGAUGAAGAGAUGCGGCCAGAAAGGUUAUAUUACUAGAGUUAUUAGUUGCUACACAAAUAGAACUGGAACUCGAAGGAUAUUGUUACAGCAGAAGUUGAUUACGACGGCUAUAGAAGUGCUGCUAGGUACAAAGAGGACAAUAAAGCGAGCAGGGGUACAAUGGCAGCCGGCAUAUCCACAUGUUCGUAAUCCGAUCCUUCACUGUCGUCCAUCUGGAAGCCCUACGUGCCCUUUAUGGGUCGCUGCUACAAGAACCUUCCUCACGUCCUCCUCAGCUCUAAGGGCGACUUGCAUUACUUGGUCGGCCACGGAGCUCUUUCAGUGUCCUUCUAAAGUGCCGGCAGAAUGGCAGCUUGAAGUAGCCUAA